GAGCGAGGCUGCCCUCCUCCACCACCCGGCAUUCCCUCCCAGUAUGCACCGCGGACACAGCAGCAAAAAAUAGUCUGCUAACGAAAGGCUGUGAAAAGGGAACCAGAAACGGUGGUAGUAGCUCACCAGCUAAACUCCAGAGCCCAACUGUACCCAACGUUGCCCACAACCGCUACCAUGGCCGACAACGAGAAACUGGACAACCAGCGGCUGAAGAAUUUCAAGAAUAAGGGCCGAGAUUUGGAGACCAUGAGACGACAGCGGACCGAGGUGGUGGUGGAACUCAGGAAGCACAAAAGAGACGAGCACCUUCUGAAGAGGAGAAACGUGCCCCACGAAGACAUCUGCGAGGACUCUGAUGUCGAUGGGGAUUUCAGAGCGCAAAACACCUCUCUCGAAACAAUAGUUCAAAAUGCCACCAGUGAUAACCAGGGCAUCCAGCUGAGCGCCGUUCAGGCUGCCAGGAAGCUGUUAUCCAGUGACCGUAAUCCUCCCAUAGAUGACCUGAUUAAGUCUGGGAUCCUUCCUAUCCUGGUCCACUGCCUGGACAGAGAUGACAACCCGUCUCUCCAGUUCGAAGCAGCCUGGGCUCUAACCAACAUCGCGUCGGGUACCUCGGAGCAAACCCAAGCUGUGGUUCAGUCCAAUGCUGUGCCGCUGUUCUUGAGGCUGCUCCACUCUCCUCAUCAGAAUGUGUGUGAACAGGCCGUCUGGGCCCUGGGAAACAUCAUCGGUGACGGUCCACAGUGCAGAGACUACGUGAUCAGCUUGGGAGUGGUCAAGCCCCUGCUGUCCUUCAUCAGUCCCUCCAUCCCCAUCACCUUCCUCCGCAACGUCACGUGGGUCAUGGUCAACCUGUGCCGCCACAAGGACCCUCCACCUCCAAUGGAGACGAUCCAAGAGAUCCUGCCUGCUCUCUGUGUGCUGAUCCAUCACACUGACGUCAGUAUCCUGGUGGACACUGUCUGGGCCCUGUCGUACCUGACUGACGCUGGCAAUGAGCAGAUCCAAAUGGUCAUUGACUCUGGCAUUGUUCCUCACCUGGUACCGCUGCUCAGUCAUCACGAAGUCAAAGUUCAGACUGCAGCCCUCAGGGCCGUCGGGAACAUAGUGACCGGAACGGACGAACAGACGCAGGUGGUCCUCAACUGUGACGCCCUCAGCCACUUCCCAUCACUCCUCACUCAUCCUAAAGAAAAGAUCAACAAGGAGGCAGUGUGGUUCCUGUCCAACAUCACAGCAGGUAACCAGCAGCAGGUGCAGGCGGUCAUUGAUGCAAAGCUGGUCUCCAUGAUUAUCCACCUGCUCGACAAGGGCGACUUCGGCACUCAGAAAGAAGCGGCCUGGGCCAUCAGUAACCUGACGAUAAGCGGGAGGAAGGAUCAGGUGGCACACCUCAUAGAGAAGCAGGUGAUCCCUCCGUUCUGCAACCUGCUCACAGUAAAGGACGCUCAAGUCGUGCAAGUCGUUCUCGAUGGCCUCAGUAAUAUCCUGAAGAUGGCCGACGACGAGGCCGAAACUAUUGCCAAUCUCAUUGAGGAAUGUGGAGGGCUGGAAAAAAUUGAACUGCUGCAAAAUCAUGAAAACGAAGAUAUCUACAAACUGGCAUAUGAAAUUAUAGAUCAGUACUUCUCAUCUGAUGAUAUUGACGAAGACACCAGCCUGGUCCCAGACGCCAUCCAAGGCGGGACUUUCAGCUUUAACUCAGCCAACGUGCCAGCCAAGGGUUUCCAGUUCUAGACGUCACCUGGGGGUAUUCUGGAGUUUUGUUCGCGAUGCAGCACCCUGUUCAACAUAAACCAAUUAGGAGAGAGAGAGCGAGAGAGAGCGAGUGUGAGAAAUUCGAUCCAUUGUGCUUGGCUCGUGGGAUCCAUGGCUGCAUCUUAUGAGAGAAAAAUAUGUGGAUUUCAUUUGGCAUUCCAGGGGGAACCAGCCCAAAUGAAGUUUGAGAUGGCGAGUGGGUGCGAGUGAGAAUGAGUGGCUACAUGUUGCAAAAAAAAACAAACAAACACAAACAUUUGGGAUAAAAAAAAAAAAGAAGCAAAACAUCUACAUCGAAUGCGUUGAGACACGCCGGCGUAACUUCUGUGUUAUCGGAGCUGUCGACGUCGGGAAAACUUCUUCAAACGACGACAAACACAAAAGAGAACCGGGAUGUCUGUCCAGGUGGUGGGGGGGGGGGACCGUGGACAUUUAAAAUAGGAAAUCACGACAUCUCGAAAAUAUCACCGGGAAAAACGCAGACAUGAAUCGAAUUAUGAACAGAGAUGAACCACAAAUAAUCACAAUUCUGCGGUCUUCUCGACACGAGGGGGGGGGGGCGCCACCUACGACGUGCCCCUCCCCCCAAUCGGCCACGUUUAUCAGACACUUGUGUGAAUGAACUCAUUGCGUAUGAAUGUCUGGACUCAGCGCUGAGGAGCCAGGUUCAUCUCCUCCAACGAGGCGACCACCCCCCCACCAUCCCUCCUCCUCACCCGGCUCACCACAGUGGGCGGGGCUAGGAGUCCGACUGAACGUGGCGCAUGUGCGUGAGAAUGGACGGAUGCGUUUGUGUGUGCGCUUGGCUGCGUGCGUGACUGGGAAGAGUGCGAGUUUGGGUGAGAGCGCAUGCAGAGAAAGGGAAGGGAUACGAAAACGACGACAACACCUGAAGAGAAUCGCAACACGUUAAACGCAAAAAGGUUGCAGGAAAGCAAUUCUGCCUUCUGAAUGAGGCCGAUCCUCAAAUCUCUGAAAGGAAGAACUUUGGAAAAUGGAAAAAAAGAAGAGGAAGAAAAAAAAAGAGAAAUCAUCACAAAGAUUAAUAUUUUUUGUUCAGAAUUAUGACGUUGGUAUUAAUUGACACUGGACAUUGUUUCUGGCAGGUGUGGAGGAGCAGCAGUGCGUUGAAUUAAGAUGCUUUUGGGCUUUUCUUUUUGCCUCCGGUGUGUUCCUUUUUUUUAUUUUAUUUUUAUUAUUUUUGUUUCUUUAUUUUAUUUUCAGCUUUUAGUUUCACAGCUUUUCUGUACAGGUGAAUGAUGAUGAUGAUGACGAUCAUCAUAUUCCAUCCUUUCAACCUGAACCCCCCUACCCUGAACACAAGACGUGGGCUUGAUGCUGUGAAAUUUAGACUCCACCACCAUGAUCAACCACAUCCUUUUGUAACCCCCCCCCCCCCCCCCCCCCCCUCAUCUUUCUUCGUUUUACAGCAUAAUCACAGCUUUGGAGUACCGUUGCCACAGCUUUGAGUAUCGCCAGAGGAGAACAAAUCGAUGGCCACGUUACGUAGGAUCGUGAAUCAUAACCCUUGCAUGUACUAGCACAGUUAUUUUUAGGGUAUUUUAGUUUCCUUAGGCUGUGAAUACAGUGUAAUUUUUCUUUUAAGUAAUACUGUGCUUAAAUGUUACAUGUGUCCCUUUUCCCCCUUUCUCCUCACUAUUGUCAAAUUUGCUAAAUGAUCUGUAUGGUUUUGCACAUGUACUGCAAAGGAGGGCCCGGGUGAGUGUUGGUGGGUUUCAACCGCCCACCCCACCCUCCAACGAACCUUUACAUUAUGCAUCACUCAGCCACAGUCUUUGUCUUUCUAAAGUGAUCUAAUGAUACUUUUUAGUGCUACUUGAGAAUAUAAUUAUUUCAUUUCAGGAGCAGCAGUUGAAUCUGCUGACGUAUCUCAGCUUGACUUGGGGGGGGGGGGGGAUUUAACCUCCCUCCUCUCAAAGUCAAAGGCGUCCCAUGUGUCAGACUGGAGCUGUUCAAAGCGGGUUUACCUGAAUAAUAAAUGAACCCAUGAACAGGUUUGCUGUAAUUUAAGUACCUUGCAGUGUCUCCUCCCUUUACCCCUCUUUGCUCUUCUACAAGCUAAGUGUACAAGCUUAACCUUCCUUUUUUUUGUUUUUUGUUUUUUUUUAACUGCAAACACUGUAGUAAUGAUUAUACAUUGUGCUCAUAAACCUUCUGUUGAACAUAGGGGUAAUAUUUUUUGUUUUUGUUUUUGCAGCAUUCCUUGUUAGCAAAGUGGUUUCAAAACUUAAAAUUAUGACCUGGAAGAUUGGAGGAAGCCUAAAAAAACUUUUUUUUUUGGGGGGGAGGGGAAAGGAAGGCUAAAGCAUAGGUUGUCUUCAUGAAAAUAAAUAGUGAAACCCAAAC
Messenger RNA from Fundulus heteroclitus (mummichog), 4128 nucleotides. It is a transcript of the gene kpna4, whose product is annotated as karyopherin alpha 4 (importin alpha 3). Bases 178 to 1740 code for a protein of 520 amino acids. Lineage: Eukaryota; Metazoa; Chordata; Actinopteri; Cyprinodontiformes; Fundulidae. Gene Ontology annotation, cellular component: cytoplasm; nucleus; nucleoplasm. Gene Ontology annotation, molecular function: nuclear import signal receptor activity; protein binding. Gene Ontology annotation, biological process: NLS-bearing protein import into nucleus. The record is from RefSeq and is a predicted model, not a curated record. The transcript has 17 exons.